UUUUCUUGGAUGCCCAUCUCUGCUGCCAUGGACAUGUCUUCUUCUAUUACAAAACUCUCUUUCUCUUCGUUCAUUCCUCUUCAUAUUCUUUAAUAGUCAUGGUUCUUAUUAUAUUCUUUGUUCUAAUCUCUCCUGCCAAUGCAUUAUCCUUCAACUUCACCAGCUUCAACGACAGCAUUCGUGACCUAAAAUAUGAAGGAGACGCGUCUCUCGUAGAUUCUGCAAUUCAGCUCACCGAGAACCUGCCUGAACUCACAGGCCAUGUGACAUAUUUGGAACCCCUCCAUCUCUGGGACGAAACCUCAGGCAAUCUCGCUAGCUUCAUCAUCAACUUCACCUUCUCUAUUGAUGAUCAAAAUAACGCUUCACACAGUGAUGGGAUUGCGUUGUAUCUCGCUCAUCUAGAUUAUCAGAUACCUGAUAUCCAACAAGGUAGUGGGAUUGGCCUUGCCAGUGGGAACCAAACAUUAAACUCCACAGACAAUCCAUUUCUUGCUGUGGAGUUCGACACCUUCCAUAAUGCAUGGGAUGAAGACGAUGGUGAUCAUGUCGGUAUCGAUAUCAGUUCAUUAAGAUCUUCUCAACAUACAAGAUGGUAUAGUAGUCUUGAUGGAAGAAUAACGGAAGCUGGAAUCAGCUACAACUCUAGUUCCAAGAAUCUGUGUGUUUACUUCACUGGAAUAACAGAAGGCAUCAUUAUUCCACAGGUUCUUUGCCUUGAAAUUGAUCUAAGGAAUCACUUGCCUGAAUGGGUUGUGGUUGGUUUUUCAGCAGCAACAGGAAUGUUCUCCGAGUUCCAUACCAUCCACUCAUGGUCUUGCAAUUCAUAUUUCUCUUCACUACCACUACCUCCUUCCUCCUCUUCACCACCACAACCUCCUUCCUCCUCCUCACCUCCGCCUUCCCAGAUUCCUCUGCGUCCUCCCAAAAAUGAUAGAUACAAAGUGUUAAUGAUCGUAGGAUGGUCAGUUGCUGGUUUGUUUUUGGCAAUAUUGAUCGUUGGAGUGAUCUUGUUUUUCAUUUUUAAGAACAGACCGAAUACAAUAGAGGGACAGAAUCCAGUUCCAGGUCAUUAUGGAGGAGGAGGAACAGAACCUGGUCCACCACAAAAUCAGUUCAGCGAGAUAGAAAAUGAUACAGCCAUAAAUCAGAAUAGAGAAGCAGCAGGAAAUGCAGCAGCCACAACUCAAAUUGCUAGAAAUUUAGAAAAUGGUUCUGCCACUGUUCAGAGCAGAAGUAUAGAGAAUGAAGUAGACAGUGCUCAGAGCAGAAUUGAAAUCCAGAAUAGAGAAGAAACACAAAUUGAUUCAUCCAGUGCUCAAAGUACAAGGGAAAUAGGAGUUGAUUCAUCAUCUGUAAGAAGCUCAGACAUCUGUUAAUGCACUGUAUGGGCUCAAUAAAAUUCAAGCUACAAUUCCUGAUUUGGAAACGAUAAAAAUUAGUUUUUUUUUUUCUUUUUCUUAUAUUUAUCUGGUUUUGAACA
Molecule: messenger RNA, 1483 nt
Organism: Manihot esculenta (cassava)
Lineage: Eukaryota; Viridiplantae; Streptophyta; Magnoliopsida; Malpighiales; Euphorbiaceae
Product: lectin 6
Exons: 1
Coding region: 99-1379 (426 amino acids)
Molecular function (GO): carbohydrate binding
Source: RefSeq, a predicted model, not a curated record